Molecule: messenger RNA, 5428 nt
Organism: Pelobates cultripes (western spadefoot toad)
Lineage: Eukaryota; Metazoa; Chordata; Amphibia; Anura; Pelobatidae
Source: the annotation of a GenBank genome assembly
CAUUAACACUGUCUGUCUCUGUGCUAGAUCGCAGUGCCAUCAGCUGGCUUCAACUGGCACUAAAAGGGUGGUUAGUGUGUCUUCCUGGAACCAUUGCUGUAAUUAGACUUCUGAUACUGUCAUAGCUCCCAAUUGACCCUUUGUAGAAGGGACAGUCCCUAUCUCUGGGUCUGACUCCAUCUGGAUCACUUUUCUAUCCUUAUGUCCCUUUUUUGUUGUUGUUGCUAUGAGCUCUACAUUGUUGGUGUGUCUGAUUGAGUGUAUAACAGAGCUCCACAGCAAUAAUACUCCCAGUAAUGUGUCUGAGUGUAUAACAGAGCUCCACAGCAAUAAUACUCCCAGUAAUGUGUCUGAGUGUAUAACAGAGCUCCACAGCAAUAAUACUCCCAGUAAUGUGUCUGAGUGUAUAACAGAGCUCCACAGCAAUAAUACUCCCAGUAAUGUGUCUGAGUGUAUAACAGAGCUCCACAGCAAUAAUACUCCCAGUAAUGUGUCUGAGUGUAUAACAGAGCUCCACAGCAAUAAUACUCCCAGUAAUGUGUCUGAGUGUAUAACAGAGCUCCACAGCAAUAAUACUCCCAGUAAUGUGUCUGAGUGUAUAACAGAGCUCCACAGCAAUAAUACUCCCAGUAAUGUGUCUGAGUGUAUAACAGAGCUCCACAGCAAUAAUACUCCCAGUAAUGUGUCUGAGUGUAUAACAGAGCUCCACAGCAAUAAUACUCCCAGUAAUGUGUCUGAGUGUAUAACAGAGCUCCACAGCAAUAAUACUCCCAGUAAUGUGUCUGAGUGUAUAACAGAGCUCCACAGCAAUAAUACUCCCAGUAAUGUGUCUGAGUGUAUAACAGAGCUCCACAGCAAUAAUACUCCCAGUAAUGUGUCUGAGUGUAUAACAGAGCUCCACAGCAAUAAUACUCCCAGUAAUGUGUCUGAGUGUAUAACAGAGCUCCACAGAAAUAAUACUCCCAGUAAUGUGUCUGAUUGUAUAAGAGAGCUCCACAGAAAUAAUACUCCCAGUAAUGUGUCUUUAAACUAUCCCCCUUCCCACAUAAAGUAAAAAUGCACCUUCAUAGGUGUGUAUCUUAAUCCCCUCUUUACAUUUCUUACCCACUUUAGUGUAUUUUAUCCCGCCCUUUUGUGUCUUACACCCCCUUGUGUGUGGCACCCUGGACACAGAUACACACGGACAUUUACACACAUGGAUAUGCAGACUGAGACCUACACACUGACACAAAUUUAGAUAUAUACACACAUAGAUGUAAUCAUUUUAAUAUUUUUAGCCACCUUCUGCUUACCUUUUUUGUGCCGGAGGGUGCCUCCCCUAGGGUCCUGCUGAGGCUGAUGGGAGUGUGAGUCUGAGGCUGGUUCUCUUCCCCCACUCCCGUGCUUUUUUCCUCCUGCAUGGCUCACUCUGUAGCUUGAAGGAAGUGACCUGCACUCACUUCCUCCUAGUCAGACGAUACUCCAGGGGCCCGUUCGCCCUGGUAAAGGGCCUCUGUGCCAGAGCGGGCUGCAGUUCACUAACUGCAUGGACCACCCAGUCACCCCUCUGCAAUGUGCGGGUCCAGUCACUGCACUGGCUGUAGUUUCAGAGCUGCCUUCCGCCCCUUUCUACAUCUUUUUCACCCACCCAGCCCCUUUGUGUGUUUCUUUCUCUCCUAUUUCUCUUUGUGUCUCUUUGUUGCAAUGGCCGCGCACGCAUUAGACCUCCCCAGAGGAAAGCAUUAUUCAGUGCUUUCCCAUGGGGAUUCCGGGGACGCUGAAGGUCCUAGACAGCCACUAGAGGAGGACUUCACCCUGCAAGGUAAUUAUUGCAGUUUAUAAAAACUGCAAUAAUUACACUUGCAGGUUUAAGGGUGAUGGAAGUUGGCAACCAGACCACUCCAAUGGGCAGACGUGGUCUGGGUGCCUGGAGUGUCCCUUUAAACACCUUCACUGUGUUACCCUCUAUCACUUCAGCUGGAAGGCUAUUCCAUGCAUCCACUACCCUCUUAGUAAAGUAAUACUUCCUGAUACUAUUUUUAAACCUUCGUCCCUCUUAUCUCCUCCUAGCGUGGCUGGGCGGACCUCGGUAGAGGAUCUUUUGUAUCUUAUACCCGGUCUGACAGAAAGCCAUUAGUUGUUCUCAGUGAGCAGCUUCCUGUCAUACUGAGUACGCGAUACAGAAGAUUCUCUACCGCGGUCUAUGCCGCUAUGCUAUAUGUAGUGACUGGUAGGAGGGGAAGCACUCCUGCUGAUCACUUGCAUAUUGUGCCCUGUAUUCCUAAACACUAUAGUAUUUAUCUAACUGCACUAAUGUCCCUCCUCCGUUUAAGGGCUUGAAGGGUGAGUUUUACAUACCUUUCAUCCCUCUCUGCGCCAGUCUCAGUCCUCCUGACACGCCAAUCCUUUGCUUUCCCAUAGGAUACUAUGUACUUUGCCUGUUCUAAUGUCAUAUUGCAAAUAUUUUACUAAAAAUACACUGCAAAAAAAAGUAAGUGUAAAGUACUUUUUUUUACUAUCUUAUUUCAGAUAAGUAAUGUCCGAACGAGAGCUUGAUGCCGCAGAGGGGAAGGAAAAAUCAUACAAACCCAGUAAUUCCAAACCUGAACAUACAGGGGCAACCUCAAGCAAAGCAGCUUCUCGGUGAGACACUCAAUACAGCAGCGUCCUAAGGGGGGAUCCCAGUGACAGGCACCAGCGGGUUGCACACAGCAAACACCUUUCACUAGAGUAGGCACCUGCCUAUCGGCAUACUCAAGUGUCUGCUCUGCAGUUUUAAAUGAGAUGGUGAGCUGCAGGAAUCAGUCUGUGCUCUGACGGUACAACUCCCACACAGUACUGAUUCAAGGAGGUAACAUCACCCCAACAUCAGUACAGAGCUGCAGGGAGCUGUGCACUGCUGUUUGCAGACUGUUCCCAGCAGCUAACCUCUAGACACCAGGGAUAAGGGUAUGUGUGUGUUUAUGAAAGUGAGCUUGUGUGUAUACAAAUGUGAAUGUACGUGUUUGUAAUUUCCAUAACAAAUGGUUGUUCCGGCAUUGCAGAGAGAGAGACAAAAACAAUCAACACUUGGGGCGGGGGGUGCGCCAAUAUACAUUUCCAUCCUGAGUGCCAGUUAACCCAGACCUGCCUUGGUCACAGUAUAAUGUCUAUGGUAAGCUUUAUGCUUAGAGAAUCAUCUAGCUAUAAAUGUAAUUAAUGAGCUGUUGGAACAGUGGUGUAAGACUGAUGGGGUCCUACUGCAACCAUGAUCAGGGGGCAUGUAAACCCUUGUGUACCUACUGUCAUGGGAAAAAGAAAGUACACUCUCUUUGAAUUUUAUGGUUUUACAUAUCAGAACAUAAUAACAAUCAUUUGUUCCUUAGCAGGUCUUACAGUUCGAUAAACACAACCUCAGAUGAACCACAACACAUGGCAUAUUACAACGUGUCAUGAUUUAUUUAACAAAAACGAAGCCAAAAUGGAGAAGCCAGGUGUGGAAAACUUAGUACACCUUAUGUAUAAAUAGCUUACAGAGCCACCCUAUGCAGCAAUAACUUGAAAUAAUAAUUUUCUGUAUUACUCUAUCAGUCUCACAUAUUGUUGUGGUGGAAUUUUGGCCCACUCUUUACAACGUUGCUUCAGUUCAUUGAUGUGCGAUUGGGCCGUUGCAACACAUUGAUUCUUUUUUAGCCAUUCUGCUGUAAAUGUACUGGUGUGCUUGGGAUCACUGUCCUGUUGCAGAAGCCAAGCUUUAGCUGUUGGACACAUGGCCUCACAUUUGACUCUAUAAUAAUUUGGUAUACAGAAGAGUUUGUGGUCAACUCGAUGACUGCAAGGUUCCCAGUUUCUGUGGCUCCAAAACAAGUCUAAAUCAUCACCCUUCCAUCACCGUGCUUGACAUUUAGCAUGAUGUGUUUGUGCUAAUAUGCUGUGUUUGGUUUUUGCCAAACGUGGCACUGUGCCUUAUGGACAAACAUCUCCACUUUGGUCUCAUCUGUCCAAAGAACUUUGUUCCAGAAGUCUUGUGGUUUGUUCAGAUGCAACUUUGCAUAAUUUCUCAGAUCAUUGCAUGGUCCGACCUUGGGGUGAAUUUGCUGGGAUGUCAACUCCUGGGAAGAUUGGCAACUGUCUUGAAUGUUUUCCACUUCUGAAUAACCCUUCUCAAAGUAGAAUGGUGGACUUUAAAUUAUUUGGAAACGGCCUCAUAGCCCUACCCUGUUUGAUGGGCAACAACAAUUGCUUCUCUAAGAUCAUUGCUGAUGUCUUUCCUCCUUGGCAUUGUGUUAACACAUUCCUGAAUGCUCCAGAUCAGCAAAUUGCUAAAACUUUGGCUUUUAUAGAGGUGGUCACACUUGCUGAUGAUCAAUUAAUCAAGAAGAUUUGAUUAGCAGUGUCUGUCUACUACUUAGCCUCUUAAUUUCCAUGGAAGCAGUAAAGGUGUAAUUAGUUUUUCUCCAUUUUGACUUUAUUAUUUUUAAAUAAAUCAUGACACAGUGUAAUAUACCAUGUGUUGUUGUUCAUCUGAGGUUGGAUUUACCUAAUUUUAAGGAAGAGCACUAGUAGUAGCCCAUGCUCUACCCCUUUAGAUCACCUCAUAGUCAGGAGUAGCCCAUUCUUUCCUGUCACCAUUGAGCAUCCCAUUCUCAACCCCCUAUUGUGGUUAGAGCUGUGGUAUAGGAUUGCAGAUAAUUAAUGUGAGAUGCACAGAACUGUGCUGAUUGGUACUGUAUGGAUCAUUUUCUGUGCAGCUGCACUCAUUCCUGCUGGUUUAUAAAGUGGAGUGACUGCUUUCCCACAAGUGGCUUUAUCAUGUCUGCUGGGGACACAAUAUUUCGAACUAACUGGGCCAGUGUGUUGUGGCUUAAUUGUAUAGGUGAAAUUGUGAACCAAAAUUACAUCUAUGCAUUGUUUUUUGUAUAAUUUAGCCUGGUUUGGUGUGUGCGUAGCUCCUAGAAACAUAAUUUAUGUGAUUGUUUUAUGCAUAAGGAUUUGAAAGUAGAAUGUUUUCAAUGUUAAUUAAUGUAGGUUUUGUCUUUGCUUCUGCAGGCCUCAGAGCCCAUUGUUGACCAAUGCUGUACCAGAUAUGGCGUCCAGCAUUGGCUCAGAGGAAAAUAGCAACUACUGUGAGGCUCUAGAAGCCACGUUGGAGGCUCUGCAGAGCAGGGCACAGAGGCUGGUUGAUAAAAUUAAUGAAGGGCGCACUAAGGACCAGGAGCUAAUGAAGAGCUUUAAUGAAAGCCUUGCAAUGAAGGUAUGACACCUCUGACACAAAUUUAAUAUAAUAUGACAUAAGAGGAUUAUUCAUAAUCAUACCAUAAUCACUACAGCUGUUGCAGUUAUAUUUCACAAAGAGAAAAGCCCAGCCCGCCUCGUGCAGAGAGAUCGUCCGUAUCUCCCGCCAGGGGCCCAACAGGCCUUGAGUAGCUGGAGGCCGCAGCUGCCGUCUUGCAGAAGUGAGGAGACCUGA